Messenger RNA from Fulvia fulva, 1620 nucleotides. RefSeq lists its product as uncharacterized. NCBI's taxonomy places the organism in Eukaryota, Fungi, Ascomycota, Dothideomycetes, Mycosphaerellales, Mycosphaerellaceae. The coding region runs from base 1 to 1620 and encodes 539 amino acids. The transcript has 5 exons. The record is from RefSeq and is a predicted model, not a curated record.
AUGACAGCCAGACAAGAGGAGAAGUCACUUGCCUCCAUCUCUCAGCGCGUAAGCGAUCGCUUCAAUGUCGUUGAUGAAGGCAUCAAGCAGCAUUCGCCUCGUUCGAGCACACUCAAGCACUUCCAAGACUUGCAUCAGCGCUUUACGCUAUGGGCUUUUCAUAUCUGUGCUUUACAGCUUGCAUCCAACGUCAGGAGCCUUGAACAUCGACUUCGGAAUGCACCAAUGCUCUGGGCUCGGUACUGGGAGCUCUUGCACGACAUUGAAGAGGAUCUUACAGACCUUUGGGACUGUUUGCAAGAAUGUAUGACAAGCCCCGAAAGCAGUGGAAAAGAACUUGGCCUACAGACCGGCGCUCCCUAUGAGAUCGACGAAGCUCUGGAGGGCAUCGAUCAGUCGAUUCGAUUCUUGUUCAAAAGUAACAGAAUCGCCUUGUCUUCUGAUAGCAGGGACCGCUAUUCAGUAGCAAUGGCAGCUGUUCCUGCUACCGAGGUCGACAGUGAGGUAGUCGACUUUGACACCAUGGGUGAUCUGUUCCCUCGUUUGCGUCCAUCUUCGCAUGACUGGUUACGGCGUAGACUGGCGACUGCUAAUAACAUGCGAAGGAGAUAUCUGAGAUACAGACAGUUGCGCCAUGACAAGCCAGUAUCUGGUAUUCGGAAAGCGGAUAGCGAUUUCGACGACUUGAACACAACAGCGUCAACCGUUGAAGCAUCUCUCAUACCAGAAGCGGCAACACGCCUUGAUCUUGACGACGUGGCUUCGAUCGUGUCCUACAAUACCGUCAGCAUGACUCCAGGGUCAAACAGCAUCUCAGUUCGAAAGUGUCCCUUCUGUGACUGGCAUACCAAAUUACAUUACGCCGGCUCCAAAGAGCAAGUCUCGAUUGACAGGUACAGGAGACACAUCUGUGCGCAUCUGGAACAGGUCGCAUCAGCCGUCAUUGGCGAGGCUGUGGACGAGAGUGAACAAGGUGGUUCAGACGCACAAGGCCAGCUGAACCGGGGCUUCGAUUUUGGCUCGGAAGAUGAAGGUCAGGAUGACACUUGGAGCACUACGACGGACGAUGAGGAUGUAACAUACCAAGGGAACGACUACGCCAGCCAGAGCCCGAUGUCAAGGGAUGCAAAGCAUACUGUUGGAAUUGACGCAAUCGAGACAGCCGCUGCUGAAGCCAGAAGACCCGUCUACCCCAAAGUCCACACUGACUACCUCGCCGUGGAAUCGCUGAAAUACUACGAUCUUCCGUGGGAGUAUGAUCGCCGUGACCCGAAAUACAUCAUCAUACUUCGCGACAUGGGGGAGAGGGAGACAGACUUGUUAUUCGAGCAUACACGUCGCCUGAGAGCAGGAAAGUUAUCUUGGAUCGGCGCAAGCAGGACAGACAAGCAAUUCGCGCUCCAUGAGGAACGUCGAAAAGCCGGAGCAAAAAGCUCUGCCGUCGCUCUUAGCGGACGCGAUCUCUCCCCUUCCAAAGAUGGAACGUCUGGAGAUCUUCGAGGGCGUCGUAGACGAACAAGUGCGAGCAGUGUCGCCGCACAACGUAGCUCAUUCCAUCCUAGGACUGGAACAUCUUCGAAAGAUCUCCUGGACCAGGACGAGCGUGGUGACGACCCCUGA